AUGCCACGAACACUUCAACAAAAAAAUAUACUAAUUAAAUUUUUUAAAAAUUUAAUUUUAAUUUUUUUAUUAACCCUCUUACUAAUUCCAACAAUAAAUUCUUUUGACUAUUUCGACUCAACAUCAAAACAAAAACAAAAUUCUUUUAAUUAUUCAAAUUUAUUAAAAUCAAAAAUUAAUGAAAAAAUAAAUGAAGGGGGGAAUAAUUCUUUAAAUAAUUCUUUACCUUUAAUUUCGAAUUUAAAAAUGCCCUCAAAUUUGGAAAAUGUUAAUAUUGAGAUUCAGUUACGUGGAUAUUCCAAUCCGGACUUCCGAUUACCUCAGGGGAGGCUGUGUACUUGCCCUAAAGGCUCUUUUGGUGAACAUUGUAUUCAGGGUGAGGGGCAAAACAUCGUCCGGACAAAAUACCGUAUGGACAUUAGAAGGCCUGUGGUUGGUUUCACCACCUCGUACAAUUGCUCUACCGGCUGAGCUACCGGGGCAUUACUUUCACCUUUAAAACUUAAGCACUCGUCUAGUAAGUGUUU
Molecule: messenger RNA, 527 nt
Organism: Meloidogyne enterolobii
Lineage: Eukaryota; Metazoa; Nematoda; Chromadorea; Rhabditida; Meloidogynidae
Source: the annotation of a GenBank genome assembly